Molecule: messenger RNA, 2717 nt
Organism: Doryrhamphus excisus (bluestripe pipefish)
Lineage: Eukaryota; Metazoa; Chordata; Actinopteri; Syngnathiformes; Syngnathidae
Source: RefSeq, a predicted model, not a curated record
AGGACUGGUUGGAAAGAGGAGGAGGUGAAAGGGGAAGUCCUCUGUCAGAGCCGCAGUUGCGUGAAAUCUCCACACCCUUUCCUCUGAAACAACAGGGCUGAGCUGUGUUGUAGAAACUUCUGUGAGUUGGGACUGUCAAAAUGGCGAUGGUCUCUGAGUUUCUGGGGCAACUGUCCCUCAGUGUCGGGUCCCAUGAGCCUAAAUGCCCCACGGUUCUACCUGCUGUGGACUUUGACGCUGACAAGGAUGCUGCAAGGAUAGAGACCGCUAUCAAAACGAAAGGUGUUGACGAACAGACAAUCAUUGAUAUCCUAACAAAGCGGACCUACUCCCAGAGGAGGGACAUCGCGUUUGCUUAUGAACGGAGAGCGAAGAAGGACAUGAUCUCAGCCCUGAAGGGGGCGCUGUCUGGCUCCCUGGAAUCUGUCAUCCUUGGCCUGAUGAAGAGCACAUCCCAGUAUGACGCCUCAGAGAUCAGAGGUUCCAUCAAGGGACUGGGCACCGAUGAAGAAACACUGAUUGAGAUUCUGUGCUCACGCAGCAACUCUGAGCUGCAGGAGAUCAAGCAGGUCUACCAGGAGUUGUUCAAGAAGGAUUUAGAGAAAGACGUAGCAGGGGACACUUCUGGAAACUUUGCAAAGCUGCUGCUGGCAUUGGUGAAGACCAAGCGAGAGGAACCGUCCUCAGUAGUAGACUACGAAAAGAUUGAUCAAGAUGCCAAAAAACUCUACGACGCCGGCGUGAAGGUGAAAGGAACUGACGUGGCCACCUGGAUCUCCAUCAUGACGGAGAGGAGCGUCCCACACCUGCAAAGAGUGUUUCAGCGGUACAAGAGCUACAGCCCCUACGACAUGCAAGAGAGCAUCAUGAAGGAAGUUAAAGGAGACUUGCAGAAGUCCUUCCUGGUUCUAGUGCAAAGCUUUGAAAACAAACAGCUGUACUUUGCUAACAGACUGCAUGAUGCCAUGAAGAGUAAAGGAGCCAAAGAGAAGGUGGUGACCAGGAUCAUCGUUUCACGCUGUGAAGUGGACCUGAAGAAGAUCUGCACAGAAUACAAGGCCCAUCAUGGCCAGUCUCUUCAAAAGACCAUCAUGGAACACACCAAAGGAGACUAUCAGAAGGUUCUGUUGGGCCUCUGUGGACCAGAUGAGUAAAUUACCGAGGGUCAGCAUCACUUUCCACUAGUGGAGCAUGACCAUGAAUUGAUACCGAAGAACUGGAACAGAUUCCAGAUCAGUGAUUCCCAAGCCUGCUAGGAUAACUUAAAGACAAAAUGAAUAGAAACUGUAGUGACCAAAAAAUAUAUAUAUUUUUCGUGGAAGAUUGCAACUUUAUUAUAUUAUCUGAGGUUAAGCUCACUAUGAUACACUUUUUAAAAAACGUUGAUUUAGAUCUUUUUUUUUCACAUUUAUGGAAUUUCUGUCUAAAGUGCGGCCAUUUGCAUGAAUCUGCGGAAAAGAUUGGACACCUCUGGGUUAAAUGGAAGCAGGAAAUAACGACUUCAUUUUUUUUUUACAUUAAUAAUGAGCUAGUGUGCAUGAAAAAGAAGCUCUUUUUGACCACAUGAUGAUUUAUUACCAAGUCUAUUGCAUUACACAUCAGCAACAGAACCAAUGUUGUAAUAGUGUUGAGGAGCAAAGUGUUCUGCCAGCAAUAAUACUGCUGAUGAGUUCAAUGUAAACAAGAGGAGGGCAAGCAUAACACACGCGAGUUGCACAAAAACAGCUGAGUAGCACAACUAGCAUUUUAAAGCACACGCAGAGAUAAAGCUGCUGGAUGCUGACCACUCAUGAUAUUUCAAAUGCAGCUACAGCCAUCUUGUGGAGCUACUGUUUAGGCUGUUACCUACGCAAAGCUACAACUCAAUGCUGAAAACCAGACUUCACUUCCUGUCCGCCCGCCACUCAGCUCCCCUUGGGAAAACAUUUAUAGCAACACACACACGCAUCAUCCAUGCUUGUUACCAUUCAUGAUCCAGCUACUACAACUGAAAAAAGUACUAAAAAGUAAGACAGUACAGGUUAGAUAUUUAGCUAGUCUUUGCUAGAAAAGCAAAAAAAAAGCAUACAUAUUAUACUGAAAGAAAUUGAAAGAAAUCCCGUCCUCCUGUUGGUGGCAGCAUGCUGUCUCUUCCAUGACGUCUUGCGAUGAUACGCCACAUUCUUCCUCUCCUCACAACAUGUUUCCCAUGUGACACUUAACCUUUGGAGAUUUCCAAUCCCGCCUGCUUGGUUCAUGUUAAUUAACCCUCAAGACCCAUCAGAGAGGCACUGACGUGUCAAUUGAGAUGAUUCUUUAUGGCCCACAAGCCACGUGACUGUGCGUGCGAUGCCAAGUAGGAGAAGAGGAAGACUGCAGAUGGCUGCUAGUGUUUGGGGUUUGUGUCGCUGUCAACGUUAUGUCCUUCUCGCUGAGAAGAAGUUGGCCGCCACAGCCUGACCUCCCUCAGGUGGCCAUGCAUAUGCAAAUGAAUUCAAAAAUAGAACACAGACGACAGCUCAAAAACAGCUAAAAGGUUUUUUUUUAGGGUCUCUUCUUCUCAUUCUUUUUGGAGAAACGGCCUUUCUGUGGGCUUGAAAUAGACAAAAGCACAUUUCCUGCUGAAAAGAAAUACCGAUGGCAGCAAUAUUAACUGAGCCUGAAGGAAAACAAAUGUGAUUCAUUGAGUUCAGCCUUUCACUGCUUGGGAAUCGUCUACUGCAGGGGUGUCCAAAGUG